AUGGCAGGCAAUGGCCCCCUUUACAUGGGCUUCGACCUGUCGACACAACAACUCAAAGGCAUCGUCGUCGACUCGAAUCUGAAAUUAAUCCACGAAGCCAAAGUCGACUUCGACGCAGACUUGAAGAAAUAUGGCAUUGAGAAGGGCGUCCUCACGAAUCCCGCGGAAGGCGAAGUCUUUGCGCCGCCUGCCAUGUGGCUCGAAGCGGUUGACUUGGUGCUCGAUCGACUGAAGGAAGCUGGCCUCGAGUUCGGUCGAGUCCAAGGGAUUUCUGGUGCGGGCAUGCAGCAUGGAACGGUGUUCUGGUCUCGAGAUGCUGAGAACCUGCUCGCCAGCCUCGAUGCUGGCAAAUCUCUGGUCGAGCAAUUGGAGCCCGGCAGCAAAGGCGAGAGAAGAGGAGCUUUCGCCCACCCCAUGAGUCCAAACUGGCAAGACGCCAGCACGCAGAAGCAAUGCGACGCUUUCGACGCCGAGCUAGGCGAUCCGGAGACUCUGGCCAAAGUGACUGGCAGCAAGGCACAUCAUCGAUUCAGCGGACCGCAGAUCCUGCGGUAUCGAACGAAGUACCCUACGCAUUACGAGGAGACGGCGAGGAUUUCGCUGGUGUCAUCGUUUUUGGCUUCGGUGUUUUUGGGGCGCGUGGCGCCGAUUGACAUUGGGGAUGUGACCGGGAUGAAUUUGUGGGAGAUCAGUAAGGGGCGUUGGCAUGAUCAGUUGCUUGCUCUUACUUCUGGUGGCAAGGAGGGAGUUGAGGAACUCAAGAAGAAAUUGGGCGACGUCCCUGAAGAUGGUGGUGCUGCGUUUGGGAAAGUGAGCGAGUACUUUGUGAAGCGGUAUGGCUUCGCAAAGGACUGCAACAUCAUCCCUUUCACCGGCGACAACCCAUCGACCAUCCUGGCCCUCCCACUCCGCCCAUCAGACUCCAUGGUCUCUCUGGGCACAAGCACGACCUUCCUCAUGAGCACCCCCGAAUACCUCCCGGACCCAGCCUACCACUUCAUGAACCACCCAACAACCCCCGGCCUCUACAUGUUCAUGCUCUGCUACAAAAACGGCGGCCUCGCCCGCGAACAAAUCCGAGACGAACUCAACAAGACCUCCGAUUCUCCAGACCCCAACAACACCUGGGAAACCUUCAACAAAACCGCCCUCUCCACCCCGCCCCUAUCCCAAUCCACCUCCUCAAAAGAAGAAGAACAGAUGCGUCUAGGCCUCUACUUCCCCCGCCCCGAAAUCGUCCCCAACCUCCCAGCGGGCCAAUGGCGCUACACCUACGCCCCGCAAACCCACACACUCACCCCAACCCCCUCAGCCUUCAUCCCCUCCGACGCCCGCAACAUCCUCGAAUCCCAAUUCCUCUCCCUCCGCCUGCGCUCCCACAACCUCGUCAAACCCGUCCAAGACCCCACCACAGGCACACACCUCCCCCCACAACCCCGCCGCGUCUACCUCGUCGGCGGCGGCUCCGCGAACCCCGCCAUUGCGAAAAUCUGCGGCGAGGUGCUGGGGUCGGUGGAAGGGAUCUACAAGCUGGAUAUUGGAGGGAAUGCGUGCGCUUUGGGGGCCGCGUAUAAGGCUGUGUGGGGGUGUGAGCGGAGGGAUGGCGGGGAGACGUUUGAGGAGUUGAUUGGGAAGCGGUGGGAUGAGGGGGCAUUUGUGAAGAGGAUUGCGGAGGGGUAUAGUGAGGGGGUGUUUGAGAGGUAUGGGGAGGCGGUGGAGGGGUUUGAGAAGUUGGAGCGGUUGGCUUUGGAGGAGGUGAGGGAGGGGAAGAAAUGA
This is a messenger RNA of Zasmidium cellare ATCC 36951, 1776 nucleotides long. RefSeq lists its product as uncharacterized. Gene Ontology annotation, cellular component: cytosol. The transcript has 3 exons. Gene Ontology annotation, molecular function: D-xylulokinase activity. The coding region runs from base 1 to 1776 and encodes 591 amino acids. Lineage: Eukaryota; Fungi; Ascomycota; Dothideomycetes; Mycosphaerellales; Mycosphaerellaceae. Gene Ontology annotation, biological process: xylulose metabolic process; D-xylose metabolic process. The record is from RefSeq and is a predicted model, not a curated record.